GUGUUUCCCUGAUGGGCCAAGAGCCCAGAGAUCUCACACAGAGGAUCAGGUGGAUAUGUCAAUCUUUAGCUCAUACAGACUUCUCCUGGAGGCGCUGGAGGCGCUGCGCGAACGGAUGCGUAUUUUUACUUAAAUCUAUAUAAGAUUUUUUUUCAUCUCUUAAUUUUUAUUUAUAAAAAAGAACUGGACUUAAUCAACUAUGGGGUCUGCCUCAGAUUCAAAGGAGAUAAAUAUAUCAGUGUGGGUCUGCAGAGAAGAGAAGCUGGUUUUCGGUUUGUCAAAGCGCAACACGUGCGCGGAUGUUGUGAAAGUGUUGCUGGAGGAACAGCGCGCGCAGCCCGGCCUGUCCACGACAGAGUCCCACUGCAUCGUGGAGAAAUGGAGGGGCUUCGAAAGAAUUUUACCGAACAAAACAAAGAUCCUCAACCUGUGGAUCGCGUGGGGAGAUGAACAGAAAAACGUGAAGUUUGUACUGGUAAAAAAAGACGCGUCUUUGGAGUGCCGCAGGGCCCGCAGCGCAGAGGCGCGUGUGGUGCCGAGCAAGCAGACCCCCGGUGGGACCAAAGGGUCUGCGAAGUCCAACAUGGGAAGCAUCUCGCCGGAAAAACAGCGUCGGAUUGUUAGAAAAGCUUUCAGAAAGUUGGAGAAGAUCAACAGAAAGAGGACGCGGUCUGCGCACAGAGCAGCGGAGAAGAUGGAGACGUUGGUACAUGUCGUUGUGUCUCAGGACCACACAAUCCGCCAGCAGGUUCAAAGGAUGUCAGAACUGGAUGCAGAAAUAGAUAGGUAUGAAGCCAAGGUGCAUACUGAGAGAAUUAAAAGACACGGGGUUAAUUAUGUGCAGAACACGUAUAUUUUUGGCGCAGCUUCGGUCUCAGCGCAGGAAGGAAAGGAACUAAACUCAAAAGAGACUCUUGCCAAACUUGAGGAGUAUAGUCGGCAGUGCGAGCAGGUGCUGAAGCUACAAGAAGAGCUUCUGGAGCAGGAGGCAAUCAUAGAAACGAUCACAGCUCACAUUCAGGAGGAGCUGAACCUGCGCUGGAUGCAGCGCAGGAAAGAGGAGCUGCGCUCCAAACGCGUUCCAUCCCAGCCGUCCUGCUCACAGACACACUCAGCAUCACAGAGCGAACAGUAUAUGGAGGAAGAGAGGAUCAAAACGCAGCUAGAUGCUAGUUUAUACAUUGGCCUGCGACUCAACGCGGAUUUAGAGGCUUUUAGGGGGGAUUUGGAGCUGUCCCAGCAGAUUGGCACCGCUAAAGAGAAGGAAAUGAGGGAUUUGCUGGAGAAAGUGAACAGUUUGAACAUGGAGGAGGGGGACGCGGAUGAAGUUACGCGCAUCCAUGGGACAGAAGACAAGGAUAUCCUGAAUGACACUUUGAAAGGAGGGAAUGACUGGGCGGAGCAAGCCAAGGGUCUAACUAAACCUGAAUAUAUAAACGAUGACGACUCAGACACAGGCUUAAGUUCUCUGCACAGUCAGGACUCAGACGGCCUUCCUGUGUGGGAAUCACUGGUUUAAGACUUUAAAAGAAAACUGACUUAUGUAGCCAUUGUCUUUACAUUCUUAGAUAAAAACAUAAUUUAAGGCUCAUGGAUUCAAACACAAUAUAAAACCUAUUAGAUUUAAUAGUUA
Molecule: messenger RNA, 1633 nt
Organism: Cyprinodon tularosa
Lineage: Eukaryota; Metazoa; Chordata; Actinopteri; Cyprinodontiformes; Cyprinodontidae
Gene: rassf10b
Product: Ras association domain family member 10b
Exons: 1
Coding region: 200-1519 (439 amino acids)
Biological process (GO): signal transduction
Source: RefSeq, a predicted model, not a curated record